This is a messenger RNA of Procambarus clarkii (red swamp crayfish), 3704 nucleotides long. RefSeq lists its product as uncharacterized. Lineage: Eukaryota; Metazoa; Arthropoda; Malacostraca; Decapoda; Cambaridae. Gene Ontology annotation, molecular function: neurotransmitter receptor activity; transmembrane signaling receptor activity; protein binding. The record is from RefSeq and is a predicted model, not a curated record. Gene Ontology annotation, biological process: regulation of membrane potential; chemical synaptic transmission; signal transduction. Gene Ontology annotation, cellular component: plasma membrane; neuron projection; synapse.
CGGGAAGACGCCUCCACCGCCGCCAGUGUUUGCGUCUGAGCGGGAGGUGGAGGGCACUAAGUUUGAUGUCGUCGGUGGACACCUGGCAAGGCUCUCAGACCACAUGGAGGACUGCGGGUCUGCGUCCAACGUACACAUAGAUUGUGUGGCUGUGAGGUGGGGUGGUGACUGCUUUGGUGGCAGCUGCGAUGGUGGCGAGUGUAAUGGCGAUGGUAGCGGUAGUGGUAGUGAUGGUGGAUGGCAGCAGCAAUGAGAGGAGCGUUGGAGUAGUGAGGUUCCAGAUGGCAGAUAAGGUCACCAGUGAUAGCCGCCUGGAGACGGAGCUGGGAGGGCUACCCAGUAUGACGCAGGUGACGGUAACUCUCCAUGUGCGACUUCGACGGACUUCUUCCCACAUCCCGCUUCUCAGCUACGCCGUCCCGGGCGCCCUCGACGAACUCUUCGUCGGUGAGCGGGAGAGUUAGUGAGUAGGAGAGUCAGUGAGUAGGAGAGUCAGUGAGCAGGAGAGUCAAAGAUAGCUGGAAUACACAAUUUGAAUUGUAAACAUUUACAAAACCGUGGAGAAUUAGCAUGGCACUAAAUACUGCUAAUAUUCGGGAGGGGCUUUAGAGCUAACCUACCUUCCUCGAAACACAUCUGUGAGUACAAAGGUACGGCACCACUGUAUGAAAACACGGCACCACCGUUUAAAAACACGGCACCUCUGUAUGAAAACACGGCACCAUUGUAUGAAAACACGGCACCACUGUAUGAAAACACGGCACCACCGAAUGAAAGGAGAAGAAUUAUAGAAAGAGACGUAGUCGCCGUCUCCCCCAGAGUUGCUGCCGGCCAGGAAGAAGGAGAUCCGGGUCCAGUGUUGUGGAGGACAGGUGGCCCAGGCCCUCAAGUACCAGAAGAAGAUGUUCUCCUGGCAACGGCUUGCUGUCUCCCUCAACCUGGAGACCAGAACCCUCAGGGUAGUCUGUGACGAUAUGGACUACGAAUUACACCUGGAGCUUCCCACCUCGCUCCUGGGGCCGGACCCCCGCCUUGAGGUGCGGGGUGGAGGCCGUCUGGUGGUUGGCCAGAGGUUGUAUUCCAUGCAGGGUGACUUUAUCCUCAAAGAAAACCUUGAUGGGGAAGUAGCUGACUACAGGAUCUACGACGUGGCUCUGGGGCAAGAACAGAUGAAGAAGUUGCUGAGCUGCAGUGACCUACCUGGGCUGAAGCCACCGCUGAUUGAUCUGGAGAAUGGUGUACUGAAGGUGAAGGGACCCACCGAGACCCGGAACAUCUCCACGAAGGAGCUGUGUGGGAACUACAUCUCCGGGUUUUAUCUUUUCUUCUCUGGGAAGAUGUUCUUCAAGGACGCGAACUCCUGGUGCAAGAAGCUCAAAGGGGAGCUGAUUCUUCCAGAGGACGACGAGGUGAAUGCUUAUCUCUUCGACAGGUUCCUGAGCUACAAGGACCAAUGCAGUGAUAUCUGGACACAUCUGUACUGGAUCGGCGCAGAUGGGGACUUGAAGACUAGCCGGUGGCUGAAGUUGGCGGACCAAACGCCCCUAACCUUCCAUCCCUUCCUCAGCCUAUACGAAGCGGUCACGACCGAGUACCAGUGCAUAGCGUCAGUGACACACGAACACUAUAAGUGGGCUGCCACCUCGUGUGACAUAGAAGCCUGUAUUCUUUGUAACUUUACCACAUUCCCUCAAAUGCGGCUGCGUGGACUAUGCACCAACUCUGCUUUUGAUCGGCAAUUUUCCUUUCGCGACAACAAGAACUUUAAAUUAGUUUUUGACGGCGUUGGCCAUAUUGUGAUGAGGCAGGAGAACAACACUUGGGUGAUGAGGAGCCGACUCUACAAGGAGAUGACGGCUGUCAUGGUCUCCCAGUGGAGACAAGAGUAUCCUGUGGGCGUACACACCUGGAGCAUCUAUGGCGACAAGUGUCGGCAGAAGGAGGUGCAGUUGCUGCUGACCUCCUGCCGGGGCGACGAGUACACGUGCGACGACGGCACCUGCAUUCAGAAGACCCGUCGCUGUGACCUCAGCGUCGACUGCACCGACCAGAGCGACGAGAUGAAUUGCAGCAUCGCCCAGAUCCCUUCCUGGUACUCCGCAAGCCUCCCUCCCCCGAAACUGGCGUCCCAGCCAGUCCCAAUAGGCUUCUUCCUCAACGUGACCUCGAUCAAGGACUUCAACCUCGUCUCCUUCACCAUCAGCAUAGACGCCUCCCUCGAACUCAAGUGGCGGGAUCCUCGGCUCAAGUUUACCAACCUCCAGACGAACUCUGUGGCCAACAAGAUCAAGGACCAGUCUCAGGUGUGGACCCCCGUCAUGGCCAUCAGAGACGCCACUCUGAGCAUCGUGCAGGUACACGACCGGUCAGGGGCGGUGUUUGUGGAAAAGACUGCCGGUCCGCUGCCCGAUGAUGACGCAACCAUUCGAGAAGAUACGGUAUACAGCGGCGGGGAGAACACUAUGACACUCCAGAAAGAGGACACUCUGACCUUCAAGUGCUACUUUGAUCUCCAGCUGUACCCGUUCGACCGACAGUCAUGCUCUAUUGUUUACAACAUUCAGGAUAUCACCACGGAAUUCGGCGUUCUUGUGCAGGCAACACCCGGGGUGCAGUUCGCCGGCAACCGUCAACUCCUAGAGUACAUCCUCAUCUCCGAGGCCAGCAUCAAUUACACCCUCAACAGUGUCAGUCACGUCCAGGUGAACUUGUUCUUCAGGAACCAGUACGGCUACUACCUGGCCAACACCUUCGUCCCCACCAUCAUGCUCGUCAUCAUAUGUUGGCUCACCGCCUUCUUUGAUAUUGCUGAUUUUCAGGACCGCAUCAUGGUGUCCCUGACGUCGCUGCUGGUGCUGGCGACCUUCUUCACCCAGACGAGCCAGUCCAUCCCCAAGACCUCCUACCUCAAGCUCAUCGACGUCUGGUUCGUCGUGCUCAUCUCUGAGGACUUCGCCAUGAUUGUCGCUCUGGUGUACAUAGAGUUCCUGCGCCUGAAGCCCCGCCAGCAGGAGCAGACGAAGGGACUGACGAGGGUGCUGCCUGCAAGAGGAGCCGUGGCUUGGGAUGCACGUCCUGGCCAGCAGGUGAAAGGGAGGACGGUGGGGGAUAGAGCUAAUUCCUCGAGCCAAGGAAAGGAGAGUAAUGGAAUGGUCUGGAACGACGAGCUUUCCAGACAAGUGCCUUCUAGCCACGUUCCAGGCAAUCUAAGAGAUCCGGUGGGCAGGAUUGGUUACUACAACCAGGCAUUCAUCAACCCAAGAGCAACGAAGGCCAACACGAUGUUUCUCCGUGUAUUCACAGUGAACUUGGCCAUCCUUCUCCUCUGCUUCGGCGCCAUGUGCCUCUUCAGCGCCUUCUCUCGCUAGCAGACUCGCGGGGAUAGAGCAAAGAUUGGCAGCAGAACACUUGAUGCAGCAGUCCUUAUUUGUCAAUCUUGGCCCUGUUCAAUGCAUUUAAUAUAUUUCUAGAUUGAUUGUCCUGGAAAUUCACUUAGGCUUGGUGCUGUAACAAACAUAUCAGGGUAGAGUAAGAGAAUUAUCAUGAGUAGGCGCUGAGCCUGUGUGACUGUGUAGCACUUGGAUGAGGACAAGGAGCUGGGAUAUGAGGACAAGGAGCUGGGAUAGGACAAGGAAUUGGGAUAUGAGGACAAGGGGCUAGGAUAGGACAAGGAGUUGGGAUAUGAGAACAAGGAGCUGGGAUAU